AGCUCUGUCUAUCUGUUCGAUGUGAUCGCGGAUCGACGCGUGCCCCUGACAAUUCGAAGUCUGGCGCCAAACUGUGUUGACAUCUCGGUUUAGUCUGAUUACCGCUUGUUUGUUUGUUUUUCUUUGAUGUGGCUGCUGUUUGUUUGUUUGUUUGUGUUUAUCUAACUGUCGCUAAUGGACACGCAGUCCUACAUGCCUGUUCCUCCGGGGGUCGGGAUGGAGGAGAACUUCUUUUCCCUCGACGACAUUUUGCUGUCGCACGAGCGGCUGCCCUGCAGAACCGACACCUCGUUCCCCAAACUCGGGUUCCUGGAGAAAUCCGGCGAAACACACGAUAUACCAGAGGGUACUAAGAUGGAGAUGCCUCUGUGGUUGGCGAAGGGUCUGUACGAGAGGAAGAGGCACGUGAUCUCAGUGGACCUGCCUAAAGUCUACCGUGAGGGCUGGAGGACGGUGUUCGGUGCCGACGCCAAUGUGGUGGAUCUUCACAAGAUGGGUCCUUAUUACUACGGCCUGGGCUCACAAAUACUGCACUUUGAGAAUGCAGAGAACCCGGAGAUCGCUCAGUCUAUCCUACAGACGUUUAUCGGCCGUUUCCGCCGCACCAUGGACUCGUCCCAGAACGCCUAUAACGAGGACACAUCUGUGCUUCUGGAGCGGCUAGACUGCCUGGAGAGGGCGCUGUUCCGCUCAGGCCAGAAUGGACUUAAUGCCUUCCAGCUGUGGGAGAGAGGCAGAGCGUCACAGCUCACCGCCUCCAACCUCGUGACUAACUACCGCAAGAGGAAGAUCACUGAGCUGCAGUCCUGAGCAGCCGAGCACAGAUCAGAGCGAGAAUUAGAUGUAUGUGUGUGUGUGUGUGUGUGUGUGUGUGUGAGAGAGAGAGAGAGAGAGAGAGAGAGAGAGAGAGAGAGUGAGGUGAGAGGGAUGGACAGGCUGAGCAGCCAGGAACAGAGACACUGAUCAGAGAGAGCAGGAUUUUGCUGUGUGUGUGAGAGAGAAUGAGUGUUAUGUGUGUGAGAGGGAAUUUUGUCUUUAAUAUACCUGUGAAGUUUAAGUUACUUUUAAUAAAGGUAAACCUUUACUGUUUUGUAAGGAUGGGUCACUUGAA
Pangasianodon hypophthalmus (striped catfish) is the source of this 1111-nucleotide messenger RNA. RefSeq names its product GINS complex subunit 3 (gene gins3). NCBI's taxonomy places the organism in Eukaryota, Metazoa, Chordata, Actinopteri, Siluriformes, Pangasiidae. Gene Ontology annotation, cellular component: GINS complex. The record is from RefSeq and is a predicted model, not a curated record. The transcript is spliced from 3 exons. Bases 175 to 810 code for a protein of 211 amino acids. Gene Ontology annotation, biological process: mitotic DNA replication initiation.